GAGAAUGCGCAACUUCGAAAAGCUUGUGAGCAAGCGAUUGAAGAAUUGGGUAUCGCUGAUACGGGUGACGAUGGAACAACCGGAAAUGUGCUGCCAUCCAGGUCGCAAUUUGUGCACGCCGAUCGUUAUUUUCUUCCCUUCGAUCUGGCUUGUCACUCCAAAUCACCACGCAUCGUUAUCAUCGCUCUCGACUGCUUGCAGGUUAUUUCAGCUCUUUUUUUUCACAUGUGAUCGGCUUUUUGUCUACAGCUUGGGCUUGAAGAUUACCACUUCUCAGGUAAAAUGUCCUAGAUUUUUAGAGUUUUUCGUGUCUGUGAGAAAAAAUUCACGAAGCUGA
Messenger RNA from Gongylonema pulchrum, 337 nucleotides. The record is from the annotation of a GenBank genome assembly. Lineage: Eukaryota; Metazoa; Nematoda; Chromadorea; Rhabditida; Gongylonematidae.